Messenger RNA from Dentiscutata erythropus, 577 nucleotides. The record is from the annotation of a GenBank genome assembly. Lineage: Eukaryota; Fungi; Glomeromycota; Glomeromycetes; Diversisporales; Gigasporaceae.
AACCAUUUCUACCCUGGUUCGAAGAACAUGAUAUCAAGACAGGUCUUAAAGUUUUUAAAGAUCUAAUUCCCAACAAUGUUAAUACUGAGAUAACGCCUAAUGUUUACUUUAAUGCCUUGCUCGAUGUGCGUAGGAUGUAUAUUAACAUGCUUACUACUUCCAGAGCUAAAUCUCCAGAAUUAUUGGCCCAGUUUUGUGGUUCUUUACUUAGAAAGGGUUCUGUGGAAAGUAGCAUUAAAAGUAAAUUAGAAGAUAUUCCAUCAAUAACAAGUUUUACUAUACCAGAAGAACUUGAAGAAACUUCAAGACAUUUUAUCAAAGUAAUAACUCCAGUCAUAAACUUAAUCGGCUAUUCCAUCUUUCAAAAGGUAUCUACAUAUCAAAUGGGCAUUCUUUUGAAUUACAACAAAAAUACGUCAUAUAUUUUUAAAGAAUUAAAGCAAAUGGCAGAUUUAAAUUAUUGUGCCUUGACAGAUACUCUAAAAACACUUAUUCAAACCAAAGUUCUCAAGCUUUAUAAUGGAAAUGAAGUUGGAGAUCCUUUAUCUUGUUAUGAAUUGAAUAUGGACUUUGAAAG